This is a messenger RNA of Rhododendron vialii, 756 nucleotides long. RefSeq lists its product as uncharacterized. The transcript has 2 exons. The coding region runs from base 1 to 756 and encodes 251 amino acids. The record is from RefSeq and is a predicted model, not a curated record. NCBI's taxonomy places the organism in Eukaryota, Viridiplantae, Streptophyta, Magnoliopsida, Ericales, Ericaceae.
AUGGAUCCACGUAUGCGAGAGCAUAUCAAAGACAGGUUUAUCGAUAUGGUAGAGCCAUCUCGCAACACAGUUCGACCUCCGUCGUACAACACAAAACAUAGAGGUCAACCUGUAGAUAGAGAUGAACAAAGUACAUGUCGCAUAUCUUCUUUUUCAGAAGCAUCCACUUCAGGAUCAAGGACUGCAACAUCGCGAGUGAGAGGGAGAGGGAGAUGUGGGAGGAGGUCGGGGGUUCGCAACACUCAAUCUACAGUUCCACCCAUCUCUGAUCGCUACAUUCAGCGAUUACCUCAGGCUUUUCAACGUUAUAUUUCCCACACUGUUGACGUGCUUGGUGACGGUUAUUGUGGAUUCAAGGCAAUAGCUGCACAAAUCGGUGUGAUUUAUCCAGCAUAUGAUUGGGCAAACCAUCUACUACACUUACUAGAUUGCUUCGAGCCUAGGGCAUCAGAAGCACAUUGGAUGGAGGCUAUGACUUUAGGAGUUGUCAUCGCAACAAGGUACAACCUUGUACUGCAUACAUUUGAGGAGAAUGUUUUUGGUUGUUUUACUCACUUGCCAUUGAGGUCUCCUCCAGUUCCAGUCGAAGACCGUCGGAAAAUUGCUAUUGCCCGUGUUGACCAUCACUUCGUGCAAGUUUUCUUAGAACCUCAUUACCCUAUACCACCCAUCCCAAGAUGGUGGGAGGAGCAUGCAUCAAACGAAGCUAAAGGAUGGGUUGCUAGUUAUGGAAUUUGCAAUUGUGGUACGAAGUAA